Messenger RNA from Phycomyces blakesleeanus NRRL 1555(-), 1627 nucleotides. RefSeq lists its product as hypothetical. The coding region runs from base 19 to 1512 and encodes 497 amino acids. Gene Ontology annotation, cellular component: cytoplasm. NCBI's taxonomy places the organism in Eukaryota, Fungi, Mucoromycota, Mucoromycetes, Mucorales, Phycomycetaceae. The record is from RefSeq and is a predicted model, not a curated record. The transcript is spliced from 7 exons. Gene Ontology annotation, molecular function: cystathionine beta-synthase activity; cysteine synthase activity.
UACCUUUGUAUAACCAACAUGGCUUCUGAGAUCAGUUACGAAAUGCACAACCACAUCAAGCUUGGUCCUGCCCCCAAGAUCUGUGACACUAUCUUGGAUAACAUUGGCCGUACUCCCCUUGUCCGUAUCAACAAGAUUGCCAAGGAUGAAGGCCUCAAGUGUGAAUUGCUUGCCAAGUGCGAGUACUUCAAUGCUGGUGGUUCUGUCAAGGAUCGUAUUGCUAAGCGUAUGAUUGAAGAGGCUGAGAAGUCUGGCUGGAUUACUCCUGGUGUAAGCACAAUUAUCGAGCCCACUUCUGGUAACACUGGUAUCGGACUUGCUCUUGCUGCUGCUGUCAAGGGUUACCGUGUUAUCAUUACUUUGCCCGAGAAGAUGUCUCAGGAAAAGGUUGACGUGCUCAAGGCCCUGGGUGCCGAAAUUAUUCGUACUCCCACUGAAGCUGCUUGGGAUGCUCCCGAAUCUCACAUUGGCGUUGCCAAAAAGUUGAGAGAUGAGAUUCCUCAUGCUGUCAUUCUUGAUCAGUAUAACAACCCUUACAAUCCUGUUGCUCACUACGAUACCACUGCAGAGGAGAUUCUUGAUUCUUGCGACGGUAAGAUUGAUAUGCUUGUCGCUGGUGCAGGUACUGGUGGAACUAUCACUGGUAUUGCAAAGAAGCUCAAGGAGAGAUGCCCCAACAUCAAGAUUGUUGGUGUUGAUCCCAUUGGCUCUAUCCUGGCCCUCCCCGAGUCUCUCAAUGUCGAGGGUGGUUCUUACCAAGUUGAAGGUAUCGGAUAUGAUUUCAUCCCUGAUGUCCUGAAGCGUCCCUUGGUUGAUGAGUGGGUCAAGUCUGAAGAUAAGCCCUCGUUCUUGAUGUCCAGACGCCUUAUCCGUGAUGAAGGUAUCCUUUGUGGCGGCUCUUCUGGUACUGCUAUGUAUGCUGCCGUCCAAGCCGCCAAGCAGCUCAAGGAAGGACAGCGUUGUGUUGUCAUCUUACCCGACUCAGUUCGUAACUAUAUGACCAAGUUCUUGAACGAUGACUGGAUGAGAGAGCGUGGCUUCACUGAUGAGAAAUUUGAGUCUCAAAGCUUCGAAAAGAAGGCAGAGGAAGAAUACGAUGGUGCCAAGGUCAGCAGCCUUAACUUGAGUGAGGCUGUGACUGUCGAUGGCCAGACCACUUGCGAGGAAGCCAUUGAAAUUAUGCACAAGAAUGCCUUUGAUCAGCUGCCUGUUGCUGCCGGUCCUCAUCGUCGCCUCCAGGGUCUUGUUACCAUGGGCAACAUUCUCUCUCGUAUGGCCUCUGGUCGCGCUAAGCCCUCUACUCCUGUUUCAGAGGUCAUGUUCCGGUUCAACCUCGGUACCAGCAAGUUCGACGAAAUCACCGUCGAUACCCCCCUGGAUAAACUGACCCGCUUCUUCGAGAAGAACUCCAGCGCUAUUGUUACUGAGAAGUCUGCCAAUGGAUCUAGAGUCAAGCACGUUGUUACCAAGGUGGAUCUUUUGACCUACCUUGUUAAACACGCCAAGAAAUAGUUUCUUUUUUUUUCUUUAUUGUAUAGACAAUAUUAUCGGAAAUAAAGCUUAGUUGCAGUUACCAUUCAGAUAAAUUAAAUACAUUUACUCAGUUAUGCUUUACUGUGCUAUACUG